UGGACAACGCGAAUAUAGUCAAAGCAUCGAUAUUAAGACUUGUCCAGGCAGAAUCAAAUACAGAUAAAUCUGGCAAAGUGAGUACAUAAUCGAAGUCCACUUCCUUGGGAUUGAACACUGACCUGGUAUCCGUACGACCGAUUGGGUCAACAUGGAGCUGGCUCCCCCUCCCCCGGGUCUUGAAGCAGAGUAUGCAAUGCUCUUCACUACUGACUCCCUUGUCUUCUUGCAUGAACUGAUCUCCACAUUUGAUGAGGAGGUGGAUCAGAUCCUGCAGCUGAGAGUAUCCAGAAAGGCCCAGUUGGAUCUUUCAGGUGACCUCCCAACCUUCCUGGAAAGCACUACACACAUUAGGAGAGAACCAGCCUGGAGAGUGCUCCCUGUCCCACCAAGACUCCAAAAGAGACAUGUCGAUAUUGGAGAUAUGGCCCCAUGUGAUACUCAGCGCUUCAUUAAGGCUCUUCAGUCACCAGCACAAGGCAUACAGGUUGACUUUGACGAUGGGAACUGCCCAACAUAUUACAACCAGAUCAAAGGCAUUCACAAUGUUGUUAAGGCAGUAUGCAACCUGUUCCCCAACGUUCCACACAUAUCUCAGGCUCCAGUUCUGAUGCUGCGUCCCCGGGCCUGGAACAUGGUGGAGCACAACGUGAUGGUGGAGGGGAAGGAGGCGCCUGGUCCUCUCUUUGACUUUGGACUCAUCAUUUUUCACUGUGGAAAGACACUGGUUGAACAUGCAAGUGGACCCUUCUUCUACCUGUCAAAAGUGGAGAGCUUCAUGGAGGCCAGACUGUGGAACAAGAUAUUUGUCUGGACCCAGCAGAAGCUGGGGCUUCCACUGGGUAGCAUCAAGGCGACAGUACUGAUUGAAAAUGUAUUAGCAGCAUUUGAGAUGGAGGAGAUACUGUAUGAGCUGCGGGAUCAUUCAGCAGGACUCAACUGUGGUAUCUGGGAUUACUCAGCCUCCUUUGUCAAUAAGUUUGGCCACAGACCAGCUUUCCUGCUGCCCGACCGCAGCAAAUACGUCAACAUGAAGAAGCGUUUUCUGCACAGCUACAUGGAUCUGUUGGUCCAAACAUGUCAUCGGCGUGGAGCACUGGCAACAGGGGGCAUGGCCGCCCUACUGCUGCCUCCAAAUCCACUUAGUGACUCCUACAAGAGAGUUCUGGAAUCUGUUAAAAGGCUAAAGUUGUUGGAAAUAAAUGCAGGUGUGGACGGUUUCAUGGUAUAUGAUCUGAAUCUGAUUGAGCCCAUGCAAAAACUCUUCGAGCUCCACUCUGAAGGUGAUAACCAGCUUCACCAGCUUCGGAAUGACGUUGUGGUGACUCCUGAUGACCUUCUGUCCAUGCCUUCUGGAGGUGUCACUCUUUAUGGACUGAAGUACAACAUUACAGUUGGUGUUCUCUUUAUUAAUGCUUGGCUUUCAGGUAAAGGCCACUUUUUCUACAGAGGACAGGUUGAAGAUUCAGCCACAGCGGAGAUUUCUAGAUCACAGGUGUGGCAGUGGAUCCGGCAUCAGACUCCGCUGGAGAAUGACAGUAGGGUGGUGAGCAAGCAGCUGGUGACUGACCUCACCAAGGAGUUCAUUAUGGAGCUCAGUACUCCCUGCCACUCUGUUAGGACUAAACAAAGAUUCCACACAGCUGCAGAUAUGUUCCUGGAGGUGGUUCAGAUGAGACAUUUCCCAGAGUUCAUCACCACCUACUUGAACCAGGAUCACACCUUUCUCAGCUCACAGGUCAGUGGACAGCUGGAGCCUCUGGACACAGACAUGCAGCUGUCCAAACUGUAAAGGACCACCUGGAGGACACCACUUUGGGAUUGUAGAAAUUGCAAUGGACAUUUGUUUACUAAAUAAAACAAUCAUCAAGUCAAAUCAAAUUUGAUUUGGUAUCAUCAUCCAAAGACAUGUAUGGCAUCAGUAUAACAUAAAUCGAACGGUUUGUAUUUGCCUUUUACAUUAAGCAUUUGGUUAAUAAAUAUUCAUUUGAAGAGUAUACAUACAUACAUGCAAAUACUGCUUAACUUUGCUUCUAGAAAGCCAUAUCUUAAGAGAUUAAAUUAAUUAAUUUUAUGUUAAUGUGACAAACUGAUUGGCAGAGAUACUGAAAUUAAAACUAGACACUGCAUGAAAUAUCCAAACUGUGAAUUCUGUGAUAGUAGAAGAAGAACUGAUUUGAUUGUGGUUAAACAAAUUUGCCAGGUCUAGUUUUACCUGUUUGUAAAAGUUUAAAGUAUCUUUGGCACAUUAUCACUGAUGAUUUAUCUGAUGAAGAUGACAUGUAUAGGCAACGGCAUGUGUUAUAAACAAAAAUUAAUCUCUUCAGAGCUUACUGUACCCAUCUUUAUACUGUCCCCUUGUGGAGUAAUUUUUAAAAGGGGCAGUAUCUGCAACCUUCAGGUUGCCUAUAACGACUGUUAGCGAAUUCUGAUGUGAAAACCUAGGUGGCACCAUGUGAGUGAGCUGUUUUGUAAUUAAUAAUUAAUAAAGUCUAUCUGUGCAGGAUUUAAAAAAAAAAAAAAAAAUCUCUGGUCCUCACUGCAUAGUUGUUCUUAAUGCCUGCUACUGUGUGUGGCACACAUAACAUACAGUUUUUACUUUUGCACUCGCAGUAUGCUGCUACAUGGUUAGUGUUGUUGUUUUUUGUUCAUACUUGAAAAUUGUUCACGGAGCAAAAAAUUUAAAAACUAUGCUGUGGUUGUAUUUGGAAGUAAAUCGUUUCCUAAUUCAAUACACAUGUUCUGUUUGCUGCAUCAGAGAAAGGUACUGUGAGGUAAUAUCUGAAAACAGUAAGAAUAUACUGUUUUAUGAAAACAAGGUUUAUUUUGGAUUUGCAUGUGCUAUAUCACACAGCGUCAUUGUUAAUACACAUCCGUUGCUUUCAUGUGUGUCUAAAUAAAACAAAUAAAAUGUA
Molecule: messenger RNA, 2915 nt
Organism: Mugil cephalus (flathead mullet)
Lineage: Eukaryota; Metazoa; Chordata; Actinopteri; Mugiliformes; Mugilidae
Gene: ugl
Product: malate synthase-like
Exons: 16
Coding region: 152-1792 (546 amino acids)
Biological process (GO): glyoxylate cycle
Cellular component (GO): cytoplasm
Molecular function (GO): malate synthase activity
Source: RefSeq, a predicted model, not a curated record